CCCAAAAUGCUAGCCAGUGCAAGGUGAACGUUGGUCUACAUGGAGUUAGAAGAUUUGAAUUGAACACAUCCCGCCCUCCAUGCCUUGUUUUACAUGGGUGUGAAUGCAGCCUCCGUACUUAACCGUCUCCUUCAGAAGAACACCCAGAGAACCAAAACACCACCCACCAAUUCUAUUGCCGUUACCAAGUCCAUUAAAGCUCACCUCCAAUCUGGUAGCCUCAAAAAAGCCGUCUCAACCCUCUUUGCUUCUCCUGUACCUGUCCCUUUUUAUAUUUACGGUCGUCUCUUCAAAAUAUGCUCUUCCAGUCUUGCAAUUGUUGAAGUCCGAAAGGUUGAAUCCCAUCUUGUAACUUUCCAUCUCCACCCACCAAUCUUUCUUCUCAAUCGAGCUAUUGAAGCUUACGGAAAGUGUGGUUGUUUGAAGGAUGCAAGGGAACUGUUCGAAGAAAUGCCUCAAAGAGAUGGUGGGUCAUGGAAUGCGAUAAUCACUGCAUAUUCACAAGGCGACUUUGCUGAGAAGGCAUUAACAAUGUUCUCCCGUAUGAAUAAGUUGGGAGUUGCUGCUAACGAAAUCACCUUUGCUAGUGUUCUUGGGUCUUGUGCUGUGAUUUUAUCUUUGUUUCUUUCCAGGCAAGUGCAUGGGCUUAUUAUAAGAUAUGGUCUUUGCUGGAAUGUGAUAUUGUGCAGUUCAUUGGUUGAUGUUUAUGGGAAAUGCCGGAUUAUUGGUGAUGCACGUAGAAUGUUUGAUGAGAUCCCCAACCCGAAUUCUGUUUCUUGGAAUGUGAUUGUUAGGAGAUAUCUUGAGAUGGGUGAUGAAAGGGAAGCAAUAACAAUGUUUUUCAAAAUGGUCAAGGCAAAUGUUAGGCAGUUGAAUUUUACAUUCUCUAAUGCUCUUACUGCUUGUUCAAGUAUCUCUGCACUCAACGAGGGGUAUCAGAUCCACGACGUUGCAAUUAAGGUUGGUUUCGAAGAGGAUACUGUAGUUAUGAACUCGCUUAUUAAUAUGUAUGCAAAAUGCGGAGGUUUGGAGGAUGCUUGUCAGCUUUUUGAUCAACCUGGUUCGCAAAAUGUGAUUUCUUGGACUUCAAUUGUGUCAGGCUAUGCAACAAUCGGGAGGACUGCAGAGGCAAGGGAGCUCUUUAAUAAGAUGCCUGAAAGGAGUGUAGUCUCUUGGAAUGCAAUGUUGGCAGGGUAUGUAAAGUUUCUUCAGUGGGAGGAAGCCUUGGAUUUUGUCUUAUGGAUGCGCAAAACCACCAAUGAUAUUGACCACGUGACACUCAGUUUGAUCCUUAAUCUGUGUGCGGGGAGUUCAGAUGUUGAAUUAGGGAAACAAGUUCAUGGGUUUGUCUAUAGGCAUGGGUUCUUCUCUGAUCUUUUUGUUAGCAAUGGACUCCUUGACAUGUAUGGGAAGUGUCGGAGCUUUAGGUAUUCUAGGGCUUGGUUCUUUGAGAUGGGUCGUUGGCGUGAUAGAGUUUCUUGGAAUUCUUUAAUCAGUAGUUAUGCUCGUCAUCAUCAGAGUGAAGUAGCUAUGGAAAUUUUUCGGGAGAUGCUAUGGGAGACAACACCAAGUGAGUUCACAUUUGGAACCCUCUUAGCAGCUUGUGCAAAUAUCUUCACACUUAAACAAGGCAAGCAAAUCCAUGGGUACAUGAUCAGGAAUGGUUAUGAGAUUGAUCUUGUUGUCAGAGGAGCUUUGGUUGACAUGUACUCUAAAUGCCGGUGUCUUGAAUAUGCCCUCAAGGUUUUUAAAGAGGCAGUUUCACAGGAUGUGAUCUUAUGGAACUCCAUGCUUUUGGGGUGUGCUCACAAUGGAAGAGGUGCGGAUGUUCUUGAAUUGUUUGGGUUGAUGCAGAAGGAAGGAAUUAAAGCUGAUCAUGUCACGUUUCAAGGGAUUUUACUUGCUUGUAUUGGUGAGGGAUUUGUUGAUAUUGGUAGGCAGUAUUUCGAUUCAAUGAGUGAUAGGUACUGUAUCAUACCUAGGCUAGAGCAUUAUGAAUGCAUGAUUGAGCUCUUUGCUAGGUAUGGUGUCAUUGAUGAGCUUGAGGAUUUUAUUAAGAGAAUGCCAUUUGAUCCAACUGUAGAAAUGUUGACUAGAAUCUUCGAUGCUUGUAGAGAACAUGAGCAUUCAAGGUUGGGAGAAUGGGCUGCACAACGCCUUAAUGAAUUCAGACCCUUAACUCCAUUUCGAUUUGAGACUUUGUCUGAACCUGAUUUGGGCAAGUUGUGAUCAUUAAAUGCAGAAGCACAGGAAUCUUAUUAAUCAUGGAUUUCUCUCAUGAGGCUGUUAUUUGAUCCGGAAUCUCUCUAUGCAAAGCUACAGUUAAUCUUCAUUCUUGAAAGUUGAAACAUUUUAUUUCCUUGCCAUUAUGGAGCUGAGCAUUCUUAACUUGAAGAGUGACUGAAGUCAGCUGGA
Molecule: messenger RNA, 2415 nt
Organism: Telopea speciosissima
Lineage: Eukaryota; Viridiplantae; Streptophyta; Magnoliopsida; Proteales; Proteaceae
Product: pentatricopeptide repeat-containing protein At3g26540
Exons: 1
Coding region: 94-2229 (711 amino acids)
Biological process (GO): RNA modification
Cellular component (GO): intracellular membrane-bounded organelle
Molecular function (GO): RNA binding; protein binding
Source: RefSeq, a predicted model, not a curated record